AUGGCUCAGAAGCAGGCGACCACACUCAUCAAGUCUCUCUGCGCGCGCGGCGCGGUCCGCCACGCCCGCGGCCUGUUCGACGAAAUGCCCGACCGCGACGUCGUGGCCUGGACGGCCAUGCUCUCCGGGUACGCCUCCAACGGGCGCCACCGGGAGGCGCUGGACGUGCUCCGCACCAUGGUCGCCGCGGGCGCCGCCCCCAACGAGUACACGCUGUCCAGCGCCAUAGCCGCGUGCCGCGGAGCCGGAGCGGCGGCGGCGGCGACGCCCCUGCACGCCGUCGCGGUGCGGCGGGGCGUGGACCGCAUGCCCUACGUCGUGAACGCGCUCAUCGACGCCUACGCGUCGCUCGCGGAAGGCGUCCGGGACGCGAGGAGGCUGUUUGAUGCGUUGGGGAGCGGGCGCACGGCCGCGUCGUGGACGUCGAUGAUCGCCGGGUAUGCCCGCUGGGGACAGGAGCGCACGGGACUGCGGUUGUUCAAGACUAUGCUUAAGGAUGGUGUUGAAUUGAGCCCGUUUACAUACUCUAUUGCACUCCAUGCAUGUGUGUCGGUAAUCGACUUAUGUCUUGGGCAGCAACUUCAUUUGCAGUGCAUAAGGAAAGCGCUUGAUGCAAACCUUGCUGUUGUAAAUUCUCUGAUUGAUAUGUACUGCAGUUGUGCAAGAAUUUUGGAUGCAAGAAGGCUUUUUGAUGAAACUCCUGAGAGGAACUUGAUCACUUGGAAUACCAUGAUUGCUGGGUAUUGCCAGUGCUAUCCUCUAAUGGCCCUGCAGCUCCUACUUGACAUCAAUGAAGAGCCAAAUUGCUUCACUCUAACUAGCAUUACAUCAGCCUGUGCUGAUCUUGCGGCUUUGAGAUGCGGGAAGCAGGUCCAUGGUGCUGUUCUUCGGAGAAGUUACAAUGAUGACCUACAGAUGUGCAAUGCCCUUGUGGACAUGUACUCAAAGUGUGGGAGCAUAGCAAAUGCAGAAAAGGUGUUCGACAAGAUGGUUUCCAAGGACAAGUUUUCAUGGACAUCAAUGAUUGCCGGGUAUGGAAUGAAUGGGUAUGGAAAUGAGGCCGUCCAACUUUUCAGUUCCAUGAUCCAUUCUGGGGUGCGUCCUGACCAUGUUGUGUUCCUGAGCCUAAUAAGUUCUUGCAGUCAUACUGGUUUAAUCGAUGAAGGAUGGAAUUUCUUCAGGUCAAUGAUAGAUGAGUAUAAUUUGCAGCCUAACAAGGAGGUUUAUGGGAGUGUCGUCAAUCUCCUUGCUCGUGCAGGUAGGCUGAGAGAAGCCUUGGAUCUAAUUGAUACAAUGCCAUUUGCUCCCAAUGAAUAUGUUUGGGGAGCAUUGCUUGGUGCCUGCAAGAUGUACAACAAUGUGGAGAUGGGCAGAUUAGCUGCGAGAAAGAUCACUGAGAUCAAUCCUGAUGGAGUGAAGAACUAUAUCAUGCUUGCAAAUAUAUAUGCUGCUGGUAAUAAAUGGGGUGAGUAUGCUUUUACCAGGAGGUUGUUGAGAGGCAUAGGGAGCAGGAAGGAGGCUGGAAUUAGUUGGAUAGAGAUAAUGGAUAAGAUGUAUAGCUUUACCACAGCUGACAGUAGCAGUCCUCAAGUUUGUUUGGCAGAUGAAGUGUUGAAUAUCUUGUCUCAACAUAUGGAUGAUGUUGGAACUGAAUGUCCUCACGUUAUUUUUUGAGUUGCAUGACUCAUUUGUGUGUAAAGGCUUCAUCAAUUGAAAUCAAACCUUUGCCCAAACUGGUGCUGGAGUUUGGUGUUGUGACAGUACCUGUUCAGAACCAAACAAUUGUAGACGAAAUCUUAUGAAAAUCUACAAGAGGUACCUCUGGAUCUUCAGAAAUUGUUUAAUUAUUGUUAAAGAAAAUACACCUACGUAGAUACCAAUUUAUUUGUUCUCUCUCAAUUUUAUGGUUUCCCACUUGCAUAUGGAAAACAA
Oryza brachyantha (malo sina) is the source of this 1932-nucleotide messenger RNA. Its product is annotated as putative pentatricopeptide repeat-containing protein At1g56570. Gene Ontology annotation, biological process: RNA modification. Bases 1 to 1674 code for a protein of 557 amino acids. NCBI's taxonomy places the organism in Eukaryota, Viridiplantae, Streptophyta, Magnoliopsida, Poales, Poaceae. The record is from RefSeq and is a predicted model, not a curated record. The transcript has 2 exons. Gene Ontology annotation, molecular function: protein binding; RNA binding.